AUGAGACUUUCCUGUACUGAGUGCGGGAAGUGUUUCAGUUUUCAAUCCGAUCUUUCCACACAUCAGAGAUCUCACGCAGGAGAGAAGCCGUAUUCCUGUCCUGAGUGCGGGAAAUGUUUUUCAACAAAGUUCCAUCUUUCCAGACAUCAGAGAUCUCAUACGGGGGAGAAGCCAUAUUCCUGUCUUGAGUGUGGGAAAUGUUUUUCAACAAAGUUCCAUCUUUCCAGACAUCAGAGAUCUCACACGGGGGAGAAGCCGUAUUCCUGUCCUGAGUGCGGGAAAUGUUUUUCAGAUAAGUCCAGACUUUCCACACAUCAGAGAUCUCACACAGAGGAGAAGCCGUAUUCCUGUCCUGAGUGCGAGAAAUGUUUUUCAUAUAAGUCUGAUCUUUCCACACAUCAGAGAUCUCACACGGGGGAGAAGCCGUAUUCCUGUCCUGAGUGCGGGAAAUGUUUUUCAGAGAAGUCCAAUCUUUCCACACAUCAGAGAUCUCACACGGGAGAGAAGCCGCAUUCCUGUCCUGAGUGCGAGAAAUGUUUUUCAUACAAGUCCCAUCUUUACACACAUCAGAGAUCUCACACGGGGGAAAAGCCGUAUUCCUGUCCUGAGUGCGAGAAAUGUUUUUCAACAAAGUCCCAUCUUUACACACAUCAGAGAUCUCACACGGGGGAGAAGCCGUAUUCCUGUCCUGAUUGUGGGAAAUGUUUUUCAACAAAGUCCCAUCUUUCCAGACAUCAGAGAUCUCACACGGAGGUGAAGCCGUAUUCCUGUCCUGAGUGUGGGAAAUGUUUUUCAGAUAAGUCCCAUCUUUCCACACAUCAGAGAUCUCACACGGGGGAGAAGCCGUAUUCUUGUCCUGAAGUAGGGCGGGGACUGGGUGAUAUCAGCCUUCUUUCCACACAUCAGAGAUCUCACACCGGGAAGAAGCCGUAUUCCUGUUCUGAGUGUGGGAAAUGUUUUUCAGAGAAGUCCAAUCUUUCCACACAUCAGAGAUCUCACACCGGGGAGAAGCCUUUUUCCUGUUCUGAGUGCGGAAAAUGUUUUUCACAGAAGACCAAUCUUUCCAAACAUCAGAGAUCUCACACGGGUGAGAAGCCUUUUUCCUGUUCUGAGUGUGGGAAAUGUUUUUCAGAGAAGUCCAGUCUUUCCACACAUCAGAGAUCUCACACGGGGGAGAAGCCUUUUUCCUGUUCUGAGUGCGGGAAAUGUUUUUUACAGAGGUCCGAUCUUUCCAAACAUCAGAGAUCUCACACGGGGGAGAAGCCUUUUUCCUGUUCUGAGUGUGGGAAAUGUUUUUCAGGGAAGUCCUAUCUUUCCACACAUCAGAGAUCACACACGGGGGAGUGGCCUUUUUCCUGUUCUGAGUGCGGAAAAUGUUUUUUAAUCAAGUCCAAGCUUUCCACACAUCAGAGAUCUCACACAGGGGAGAAACCUUUUUCCUGUUCUGAGUGCGGGAAAUGUUUUUCAGAUAAGUCCAAUCUUUCCGCACAUCAGAGAUCUCACACGGGGGAGAAGCCUUUUUCCUGUUCUAAGUGUGGGAAAUGUUUUUCAGAGAAGUCCAGUCUUAACAGCCAUCAGAGAUCUCACACAGGGGAGAAGCCGUAUUCCUGUCCUGAGUGCGGGAAAUGUUUUUCAUGGUCAUCCCAUCUUUCCACACAUCAAAGAUCACACACGGGGGAGAAGCCUUUUUCCUGUUCUGUGUGCGGGAAAUGUUUUUCAGAUAAGUUCAGUCUUUCCACACAUCAGAGAUCUCACACGGGGGAGAAGCCUUUUUCCUGUUCUGAGUGCGGGAAAUGUUUUUCACAGAAGUCCCAUCUUUCCAAACAUCAGAGAUCUCACACGGGGGAGAAGCCUUUUUCCUGUUCUGUGUGCGGGAAAUGUUUUUCGCAGACGUCCAGUCUUUCCACACAUCAGAGAUCUCACACGGGGGAGAAGCCUUUUUCCUGUUCUGUGUGCGGGAAAUGUUUUUCGCAGACGUCCAGUCGUAACACACAUCAGAGAUCUCACACGGAGGAGAAGCCUUUUUCCUGUUCUGUGUGCGGGAAAUGUUUUUCAUAUAAGUCCCAUCUUUCCACACAUCAGAAAUCACACACGGGGGAGUUGCCUUUUUCAUGUUCUGAGUGCGGGAAAUGUUUUUCAUGUAAGUCCCAUCUUUCCACACAUCAGAGAUCACACACGGGGGAGUUGCCUUUUUCCUGUUCUGAGUGCGGAAAAUGUUUUUCAAUGAAGUCCAAUCUUUCCGCACAUCAGAGAUCACACACGGGGGAGAAGCCUUUUUCCUGUUCUGAGUGCGGAAAAUGUUUUUCAAUGAAGUCCCAUCUUUCCGAACAUCAGAGAUCACACACGGGGGAGUUGCCUUUUUCAUGUUCUGAGUGCGGGAAAUGUUUUUCAUGUAAGUCCCAUCUUUCCACACAUCAGAGAUCUCACACGGGGGAGAAGCCUUUUUCCUGUUCUGUGUGCGGGAUUUUUUUUUCGCAGACAUCCAGUCGUAACACACAUCAGAGAUCUCACAAGGGGGAGAAGCCUUUUUCCUGUUCUGUGUGCGGGAAAUGUUUUUCAGAUAAGUCCAAUCUUUCCACACAUCAGAGAUCUCACACGGGGGAGAAGCCUUUUUCCUGUUCUGUGUGCGGGAAAUGUUUUUCGCAGACGUCCAGUCCCCACAAACGGGGCCCUCCCUCCAUAGUGCGGGAUCCUACAUAG
Messenger RNA from Rana temporaria (common frog), 2700 nucleotides. Its product is annotated as zinc finger protein 850-like. The record is from RefSeq and is a predicted model, not a curated record. The transcript has 7 exons. Gene Ontology annotation, biological process: regulation of transcription by RNA polymerase II. Gene Ontology annotation, cellular component: nucleus. Gene Ontology annotation, molecular function: DNA-binding transcription factor activity, RNA polymerase II-specific; RNA polymerase II transcription regulatory region sequence-specific DNA binding. Bases 1 to 2700 code for a protein of 899 amino acids. NCBI's taxonomy places the organism in Eukaryota, Metazoa, Chordata, Amphibia, Anura, Ranidae.